CUACCCUUCCAUAUCAUUUCAGUUUCUAUCGAUAUCUCUAUCUCGUCCAUAUCCGACUCCUUCCUAGUCCUCUCCAGAAACCAGAUCUCCGAAUCUGUUCUCUUCUUUGCCCUUCCUUGAUCGGAUCGAGUAGGAGGAUCAACCAGUAUGACCAGGGACAGGAAGAUCGGAGUGGCCGUCGACUUCUCCAAGGGAAGCAAGCUGGCCCUGAAAUGGGCCAUCGACAACCUCGUCGACAAGGACGACACUCUCUACAUGCUCCACGUGAAGCCCUUCGUCGGGGACGAGUCUCGCAACCUCCUCUGGUCCGCCACCGGCUCCCCUCUGAUACCCCUGUCGGAAUUCCGGGAGAAGGCGGUCGCCCAAAAGUAUGAUGUCGAGCUUGAUCCUGAGGUCCUCGACAUGCUCGAUACCGGGUGCCGCCAGAAACAUGUAACUGUGGUGGUGAAGAUAUACUGGGGCGAUGCAAGGGACAAGCUGUGCGCGGCGGUCGGUGAUCUCAAGCUUGACUGCUUGGUCAUGGGUAGCAGAGGCCUCGGCAGCAUUCAGAGGGUGAUCCUUGGGAGCGUGACCAGUCAUGUGAUGGCGACCGCGACUUGUCCGGUGACCAUCGUCAAGGAACCGACUUCUCAUGGUUUCUGAUCAAUCUGGACUGUUGCAAGGGACGACUGAUUAUUUCGUAUAUAGUGUUUGUGCUUCCGGUGUUAGAGUGCGCUGCUGCAUAAGCUUUUCGCCCUUUGUUUGAUGUACUGUUGUAAUUCGAAUUUGAUGGACUAAGUUUGUAUUUCAGCUCUUCAUGUAUCUCCCUAAUGCUGUUUCCUUUUGGUUGA
This is a messenger RNA of Eucalyptus grandis, 830 nucleotides long. Its product is annotated as universal stress protein PHOS32. Lineage: Eukaryota; Viridiplantae; Streptophyta; Magnoliopsida; Myrtales; Myrtaceae. The transcript is spliced from 4 exons. Bases 148 to 642 code for a protein of 164 amino acids. The record is from RefSeq and is a predicted model, not a curated record.